AAUGAUCAUUUUACUUCCUGCUCUGUUAUACCGUCCUCGAUCAGUGUUAGAUGUUAUGUUAGGACGGGAGAUGUGUUCACGCUGUCGUGGGGAUUGUACUUGUGCAUGGAGGUGAUGGUAAUGACGGCAUGUGAUGACACCGGUCCGUGGUAGAUGUACGGAAACACGUCGUUGUGAUUAGUACAAAGAACGUGACCACGAGGCAUACACAAUGCCCAAGUCGAACGACGUAGUAGUAUUCCACGUCCAGGAUGCAGCAGAGUGGUGUGAAUACCUGAUGGGGCUGUUUAAAAUGAAUAAAACCCUCAGAAUCAAAUCAAUUGACUUGGAUGCAUUGGAGUAUGAAAAUCCCCCAGAGGUGACCAUGGCGGCACAGGACUCCUAUCUCAUCGUCAUCCUGGCCUCUCCAGACAUGCUUCAUUUCAUGGCCGACAAGGCUUGGUUCAGUGAGCCAUUCAAACAGUUGCAGGGCAAAACCACAGUGGUAGCCGUGUUGUGUUAUGUGGACAGCGGACAGUUUGAUGGUGCUGUAGCUGAGAACUAUACAAAGUCGUCGACAUGGAAGCAUUAUGUGAUAAGCAGUGAUUACAAUGAAAACAGGAACAUGGUGGCAGACAUGAUGGGCAUUGUUGACCAGAGUGACGCACCGCCUCCACGCGUGCCUUCCAGACAACAGCGGAAAGUACACAAGAAGGAAUCCAAGGGCCAUGCUGAUGUGAAGCUGAAAGUGAUCCCCAGUCGUGUCCGCGGGCCACAAGAUGACAUUGUAAUAGCCUUCAAGGAAGAGAAAAAGGGAACAAUUCAAGUCAGCUUCACUGAUCUUAAGACCAAAUACGACACCAAGAAAUUGAAUCCUUAUACAGUCAAAUUAAAAGCACCAGAUCUUGCACCCGGGAACUACAUCCUUCAUGUUUUCCAAGAUGCCAAAGAAAUUCACAAGACACCAUUUUAUUACACGGCACCACAGGAAAGCGCGUUCCACUCUGUGGAGUAUCUGUCUCAAGCACUGCAAUGUGAAAAUAGGGCAGCAUUGGACCGGAAGUUGGUGGAUGCCCUGGAAAGCAGCAUUCCAGAGGACGAUAGUCUGGAAUUCUUGUUUGAGAAAUUGAAGACGAACCUGGCUGCGGGAGUCAGUAAGAGCAAGAGCCAGUACCCAACCAUGCUGCACUUCGCAGCUGCAAACGGUCUUACCGAGUUUUGUUCCUGCCUGCUGGAUGUUCCGGGGUCGCUGAUAGCCUUCCAGGUGGAGAACUGUGAUGGCCGAGACCCAGCUGACCUCGCAGAUGUCUACAACCACCCGGAACUGGCUCAGUAUAUACGAGAUUUCAUGGAGACGGCCUAUCUCGCGGACGCGUGUGAUCUCUACACCCACAUGGCGGCAGGGUAUACAAACACGAGCCCGGGAGUUGAGACUGAAAGUUACUACAUGGAAAUGCAGGGUCGGGGCCCUUCCAUUCCUGAAGAACCGGAGGACCCGUAUUCCAUUGCCCUACCCCCCAACCUUGGCACUGCUCCUCCUCCCCCUAUACAGCCCCGGGCAUCCAAACUACCCCCAGUACCCAACAAGCCGAGACGACAGUCAUCAGAUGUAAAACCGACGACAUAUCUAAGCUCGACUGUUGUUGCCGCUAGCACAGGUCGCGCGGCCUGUGCCCCAGCAUCCAGGCCCCGGUCCCCAGCCGCUUCCAAUCUGAUGAGAGUUAAAUCUGAACGAGCUCCAAGACCUUCACGUAUUCCUGAUGAUAAUGAGUCGAAGUCCAAGACACUGCCUGCAGGAUUAACACCCUCUGUUUUUAUGGGUAUAGUAGAGGACGAACAAGCCCUACCACGAGUUGCCAUGGGUUCCACGAGUCAAAACGAACUACUAGAGAUAAUGGACGGCGUGAAAGAAGGCAACUUUAAUCCCCACGAAGCCCUCAUGCUGUUCAAAGCCUGGCAACAAAGGAACGGGGAAGGACAGUCUAGGUCCUUCAAGCAAAGACAGAAUACCCUGCGGCAGAUGCGAGAAGACUACAACACUGUCAUCACUACAGUGACAACAACGGCCGAUCAGAUGUCCAAAAAAACCAGCAAACCCAGUUUCUUCGCCAGACUCAUCAGCAAGCGCCAGAAGCCGCCCAAACACGUCCUUCAGAUAUCUGACCCGAUUGCAACCCGGCCGAUCCCAGGUGGAAACAACAAUCCGUCCAGUCUUAGAUUCAGCAACCUGAGCACGACGAGCUCAUCCAGUUCUUCGUCCAGAGAUAGCGCAGCCAGCAUGGCCAAUGACCAGAUGAGCAGCAGUGAUGAGGGCGAUCCUGACCAAAGACACGAUGUAGUAUAUCGGAGACAAACCAGCUCAACGAGGUCCCUUAACCAAGUAAAGCGUGAGUCGCACCGGAUGGAGUUUCUGGCCCAGACGGACAACAUGGAGGCACCCCCCAUACCGCCUCGCACCCACACCCGCACCAACAUGGCACGCCCUGUCCCUCAAACACGCCCACCCAGAUGAUCUAAUCAUUGCUCCUCCCUUGAGUCCGUCUAACUUAUGUCACAUCUCCAUGUGAGACAUGGAAUGUAAAUACGUAUACUGGCGAUGUAUAUUUCACAGACAGAUGUAAAUACUUAUUGUUUCUCAAUUCAUAAUCAGUGAAAGACUACAUCAAACGUUCAACAAAACUUAUGCACAUGAAACGAAUGCAAGCGAAAUGAUGGGAAAUUCUAUACAGAGUUUUUAUGUAAAUAUGUUUGCACAAAGUAUAUAAAGUUUCAUCCAUAACUAAACUUAAAAUUAAGACCAAUUUGGACUACUUAGGUAAUGAAAUAUAAUGAUAUCGAGUUAUGACUUGAAAUAUGAGGAAACUGUCAGUCUGGGGCUCCUUUCUCGAAGCAACCUUUACUAAGGUUAACCUUAACUCCCAUUCUUUAACAUUGCACUAAGGUUACCUUAGUAACUUACGAUCACCUCAGUGAUUUGUGAAAGGAGGCCAUGUAAUUGACUACAUUUGAUGCAGGAACUUAUCAAACAGAUAUUUUGCGAAGUGUUGAUAUAUUUUCCCACUUGUUGACAAGAACUACCACAGGUAGCGGUAAUGAAAGCGGCAAACACAGUGUACUGAAGGGAACGACGAUGGUGUGAACCCACGUCAGUAUCCCAACCAGUUAUAUACGAUCUCAUAGUAAACAGGUAAUAUCGAUCGAGUGGUUGUGUUGAGAGAUACGCAGCUUUUAUAUGUCAGUAUUCCAGAAACCAUUGCAACCAUGGGACGCCAGAAAGAUAUUUUGUGCUUUGAAAUGAUUUUUUUCUUGUAAUAGAAAACAUAUUUUAUAUUGUGUUAUUGCCAAAUUGUAAAUGUCAAAUAGCUAGAAUCAGUUGUAGAUUUGGUAAACCUGUUUUGGUAGAUGGUCUUGUGUACAGAAAACAUGUCACUUGUCUGAAGCCAGGUUGGGGGGUGUAGUUUAAUGGUUGACCCGUGUCCGUCAAUCCUCACACCCGUGCAUCGGCCCUGACAACACGGAAACUCAGCAGUGAAUGGAUACAGUGACACACUCACCAAGGGGAUAUAGCAAGGGGGUACAGUAAUAGACUUAUCAAGGGGUAUAGUAACAGACUUAGCAACGGGGUAUAGUAACAGACUUAGCAAGCGGGUAUAGUAACAGACUUAGCAAGGGGUAUAGUAACAGACUUAGCAAGGGGGUAUAGUAACAGACUUAGCAAGGGGGUAUGGUAACAAACUUAGCAUGGGGGUACAGUAACAGACUUAGCAAGGGGGUAUAGUAACAGACUUAGCAAGGGGGUACAGUAACAGACUUAGCAAGGGGGUAUAGUGACAGACUUAGCAAGGAGGUAUAGUAACAGACCGACAGUGUGCAUGGGUGUGUUUGAGAAAAAAAAUAUUAUAUUCCAGUUUUCAUUCCACCUUGAAGUGUGAUAUGUGCCCCAAUUUUUUAAAGAAUGAGAUAAUUUGAGCAUAAUGUACAUCAAAUACUGUUUUAUGUUGAUCUACUUAUUAAGAAAAACAAUUUGCAUAAUAUUGUACAUGUUCUGUAUGUAAAUGUGCAAAAAUGAAUUUAUAUGGACAACUCUUUCGUGAUUCACAGAUCUUGCUAUAGCUGCUAUGAAUUAUGAUACGCCAUAUAUAUAUAUAUCUUUAAAGGCACAAUGUCACACCACACUUCACUAAAAAAUUAAUAAUGCAUUUCUCUCAAUAAUAGUGCUAUCAGCCCUAAGGGGAGCUACCAUAUAAUUUAUUCCAAAAGAAUUACGUAUUUAGAUUACAAUAUUAAAUUUGAAAAUUCGAAUGAAUUAAUGCAACGCUUCAUCAAAUCGACUCUCGUACCCUCUACCGGUUGAACAUUAUUUCAAGCUAACCCCAUACAGUUAUGUCCCUUGGAGCGCAGUUUACGAAUAUCCUAUGCACAACUUGUGAGUGAAACCAGUUUGGUAAACACCGACAAUACCGCGUGCGAUAGGUAUCGACGUGCGGAGCAAUCGUUUGCGCAAGUGUUAUCUGUUUGGAAGCUGUUCGCCUCGAAGUUUCGAUUAUCGAUUUCAGACAAGUCAUAAGGGAUAAUAAGUCUUUUAUUGCAUCGAUAGGAAGCUAAAGUGAGUGCAUAUGCCCCCAAUAUAUAUACUAUAGCAUAGAAUAUUGUCGAAAAUGUGUGACAUUGUGGUUUUACGGGACUCUCAGAACUAAUAGAGCUUCUUGUUAUAAGUUCCUUUCGCUAUUGCCUGUACAAUACCCAUGACCAAUGUACUGUGGAUGUAUACGGAGUGAUAGCAUCCAGCUCUUGAGUCCCCAUAAAUGAUGAACAUGUUGUAGGCAUCACUUUGGUCUCUAUUACACUUGUGUGAUAAAAUGUGAUAUAAAUAAAAGCUUUACGGGCUGAUUGCAAUCAG
This is a messenger RNA of Haliotis rubra (blacklip abalone), 4879 nucleotides long. Its product is annotated as phosphoinositide 3-kinase adapter protein 1-like. The record is from RefSeq and is a predicted model, not a curated record. Gene Ontology annotation, molecular function: signaling receptor binding. The transcript has 16 exons. The coding region runs from base 212 to 2491 and encodes 759 amino acids. Lineage: Eukaryota; Metazoa; Mollusca; Gastropoda; Lepetellida; Haliotidae.